This is a messenger RNA of Anopheles stephensi (Asian malaria mosquito), 5730 nucleotides long. It is a transcript of the gene Mondo, whose product is annotated as hormone receptor 4. Gene Ontology annotation, molecular function: RNA polymerase II cis-regulatory region sequence-specific DNA binding; protein dimerization activity; DNA-binding transcription factor activity, RNA polymerase II-specific. The transcript has 13 exons. Bases 353 to 4384 code for a protein of 1343 amino acids. Gene Ontology annotation, biological process: regulation of transcription by RNA polymerase II. NCBI's taxonomy places the organism in Eukaryota, Metazoa, Arthropoda, Insecta, Diptera, Culicidae. The record is from RefSeq and is a predicted model, not a curated record. Gene Ontology annotation, cellular component: nucleus.
UGUGUGCGAAAACAACCAAACACACAGCAAGAAAAGGAAAAUUAAUCGACACACUGCUUUCUUGCCCAACAACAACGCAGCAUAAGUGCGAGUCAACCGAAACAACCAGCAUCGUGCGACGCAUCCGCUUAAUGCUGUUGCCGCUGCUGCUUGUUCCGUUUCGGAGUUCGGUGGUGUCGUUCCCGGUCGCGAUAGUUCGUUCCCGUCUGGCUGUCCGUGUUCCAUCGGUUACGCCAUUCGCGCUGCCCUGCGUUCAGCCGUAAUUCAAGUGGUUGAAAACUGCAACCCUGCGCCAAGAGGAUCGUGUUGCUAAGUUACCGUCUGGACAACCUGUGCCCGAUCGGAUUCGGCAAUGACUCCCGGACCAACAACCAAAAUGGAUCGUUCGAUGGUGACGGGUGGUGGCGGUGGUGGAUCGAGCGGUACCGAGCAGCGCAAGCGCUGCGGGGAAACGAUCCACUCUGGCCAGUUUAUGGUGUCACACUUCGAAACGGAAGGUGCUGAGGAUGACGACGACGAUCUCGGUAUGCAGAUGGAGGAAGUCAAACCGGCGGAUCUCAUUGCAACCGACAGUGCCGGCGUAAUACUGCCGGUGUCUGCAUCGGGUGCCUUGUCGGAUGUGGCCGCUUCCACCUCUUCCGGUGCGCUGGUGCCGCUCGGUGCCAGCAUUGGAUCGACGGAGAACCAGAACCAGCUUGCCCGAUACGUGCCAAGGCCCUUCGGCAACCGUACCACGGUAUCGCAGGUCGAGAUCGAUACGGACCUUUCGACGGUGUUCAAUACGCUCAACGUAACGUACACGCAAAAGCUGACGUCGCCCAAAUGGAACCCUUUCAAAGGGAUCCGUUUACGGUGGAAGGAGAAGAUCCGUCUGAACAAUGUUAUCUGGCGCUGCUGGCACAUGCAAUUUAUCAUGAAGCGGAAAACUCUAGUCUGUCAGUUUGCUUCCCCACUAGACGUAGACGUUCACAGUACUCCACAGGCCAUUUUGUUGGAAGGAAAGUACUGGAAGAGAAAAUGCAACGUAAUCAAGGCGGAGUACAAGAAAUGGCGACGGUUUAACGUAAACAGAGCAUUAGGUGCAACAAACAUUGUCGAUACGAAUAGCGAAUUAGACUUUUUGGAGUGGUCUCCGAUCAGUAAUGAUAUAUUUAUGAUCACCGAUAAUAUGCCCACGGAUACGCUGUUCUCUACACUAGCCCAGUAUCCGUUUCCCGACUCUAGAGAGAUAGCUCGUGGUGCGGGUCGGGCCGACUUCAUUCAGCCCAGCUUGGGCCCGCUACAGCCCAACCUAGAUGAUUUGAUGGAUUUGGACCUAGACUUCCUGAACUUCUCGCGACUUGCCCCAGUACCGGAGGAAGCAUCGGAUGAUCUGCUGAAAGCGAUCGACUACAACUAUCCACUCGGAUCCAACCAAUUAACCAGCACAGGUAGUAGCAUACAGGAAGCGCCGGAGACACUGGCAGUCUCCGGCAGCAAUCAGCAAACGAACCAGGCUCACCAAGCGAGCAGCUGCAUCCAGCAGCACCCACCACCGCCUGGCAUUCAAUACUCGGCUAAGCUCUACGGCCAAACGUUGCAACCGUCGGGUGGUGGCGGUGGAUCAUCCUCGUCCACGGUACAGUCCUCCAUUGCUCAGCAGCUUAGCAACGCAAUCGAUUCGUACCUAUCCGAUCAGCUUAUUGGUGGUGCGAGUGUCAGUAGCAACAGCCAGGGUUCUGCGUCCCUUGCCUCAACGCUCGGGUUAGGUCAGGUGGCAUCAGCUCAACCGCAUCAGCAGCAUUCAUCGCUAGCUAGCGGCAGCGGCGGCAGUAGCGACGAUCUGGCGCGCAGUGUUAAAUCGAAGUUUUCCCGCGGGUACGCCAAACACAACUACGACCCCAAAUACCCACCGACGCCCCAUCAAACGAUGGCAUACAACAUGGUUUCGCAACCGCACAUGGGACAAACGGGGACCAACAGUGCGGUCCUUGGGACGCCCGGUCCCUACGGUAGUAACACUUCCAUCGGUUUCCAGAACGUAAUUUCUUCAUCUGCCUCCGCCUCUGCCGCGGCCUCUUCCUCCUCCUCCUCCUCCUCCUCCUCCUCCUCCGCGGGCAUUCUUCAGAUGGGUUCGGGUGGCAUCCCUGCCUCCCUGACGCCCAGCAGUAUGCAGCUACACUACAACCAUUCCGCUUUGCAGAACGCAGCUAGCAAUCCUGUGAACCUCUCCAACAGUCCCGGAGCAUCGGGCGCUGGUGGUAAUGGCAGCGGCACCAUACGGACACCGGCACAAAUGGGCAGCACCGGUGGCGGCGCACAGCAACCGCCGAAUAAUGUGUCCGGUGGCUCGGUAAUGCUUAUGCAAAGCAUGAACUCCAAACUGUUAACACACAGCCAAUCGCUACCGGUUCCGGCAUUACCGCAAGCGAAGCCAGCACCACCGCAACCCCGCUCAACCUCAAUGCCGACCGGGCCGAACUACAGUCAAAUGUUGGCCUCGCAGCACUCACCUCCCGGCAGUCUGCAUGCAUCGCAGUCGGGCAGUAGCUACAAAUCGUACCACGGGCAUCAGCCGCAACCGUACAAGAUACCGUCGCAAACGGUCGGUGCCGGUGGUUCGUAUGCCAGCGGUGUGCGAGCGAUGCGCCAUUCGUCCCCGCCGCACGGUACCCUGCUGCAGCCUACAUCCGGAUCUUCCGGUGGAGCCGCAGCGAUCGGUAUGAGCUCGAGCUCCGGAGCACCCGUUGGAAUAUCGAACGCGCUGGAGCAAUCGCAACAGCAGCUGCAGGAUCUGCAGCUGCAACAGCAACAGCAGCAACAGUCGCUCGUAUCGUCAGCCGGUGCCCUGCAGCAGCAGCAGCAGCAGCAACAGCAGCAAACGCAAGCCAAACGUCAUCCACCACAUCCCACCAAAGAGAUGUUCCGCUCGAACAGUCUUCCGAUCAAUGCAACGUUUCCGCUUCCACCGAAGGAGGCGGAAAACUUUGCCAUGCCUCGGUACCACCAGUCCUCGCAGAAGCCCAAUGCAAAGUUGCGCACGCGCAGCAACUCCAUGAUCAUGAAGCAGCAGACCGGCGUCAUAACGACCCCCGGUGGCGGCAGCAUGGGGAUGGUGUUGGGAUCCGGCGGUGCGGGAAUGUCCGGUGGUGGAGGUAACACGCAGCACAUGUCACCGAGCCUGCACGCUACCUCCAGCGAACCGAUGCUCAACGUUACCAACAGUGCGCUGCUUGCCCAACUACUAACCACUAAUAACGCAAGUACCUUACUGAGCAAACAAUCGCACAGUACAUCAUCAAGUGCCAUAAGUACCUUAACGCAGUCGUCGUCGCAGCAGCAACAGCAUCAGCAACAUCAACACCAACAACAGACGAGUCUGUUCCAGUCGAUGUCGAUGGGGAAUACGAUUUCCCCAUCAUCCUCACAGCUUCAGUUGCAUCAACUGCAACAACAGCAGCAGCAGCAGCAACAGCAGCACCAUCACCACCAAAUGUCCAGUGCAACACCCGGCCCAUCCAGCAGCAGCGCGAUGCGACCCCAAGCGAGCCACAGUUCCGUGCUGAACUUUGCCUCCUCCACCGGCAUGUCGCUAUCGCAGCAGAGUCUUUCGCCCGAUUCGGCCCACGACACGGACGGUCCCAUGUCGCCAACCGGGCUGGGCGGCAGCGGCAGCAACAGUACGACCGGAGCCGGUAGCAAGUUUCCGCGCAGCGACAGCCAGCGCCGUACCGGGCACAUUCACGCGGAACAGAAGCGUCGGUACAACAUCAAGAAUGGGUUCGAUACGCUGCACUCGCUGAUACCGCAGCUGCAGCAGAAUCCGAAUGCAAAGCUAAGCAAAGCGGCCAUGCUGCAGAAGGGUGCCGAUUACAUCAAGCAGCUGCGCUCGGAACGCACGUCCGCUAACGAUCAGAUGGAUGCAUUGCGCCGGGAGAUUGAUCAGUUGAAUAAUUCAUUAAACAAUCUUCACACCGCACUGCCUGCCAGUGGUGCACCCGUGUCCCGCCAGCGAACCGGUCGCGUGAAGGAGCUGUACCAGCACUACGUCCGGCAGCGAACGCUCGAGAACUGGAAAUUCUGGAUCUUCGGGCUGAUCUUCGAACCGUUGCUGAAUUCCUACAACCAGACGGUUUCCGUCGCGAGCAUGGAUGAGAUGUACCGCACUAGCCAGCUGUGGGUCGAUCAGCACUGUUCGCUGGUGGAGCUAAGGCCUGCCGUUUCCAAUCAGCUGCGCCAACUGUCCACGACGACCGAUGUCCUGUCGGAUCCUCCGAGCUCACUGCAGGAGGAGGUACUUAAGGCGAUCUCCAACUCGAGCAGCAACUGUCUCGUACCGCGCGGUUCCGGCAAAGGAAGCAGUCGUGGAGGAAGUAGCACCGAGACGAGCCCCCAUCGAUCAUAAUCCACGUUCCCAUUUCCUUGUUGUUUUGUUUAUUCUGUCCUUGUUUAAAAUAACGAAGAACGAGCGAGCGUUGCAACAUUUUCGAUUACAACACGUGCUAAGGUGUAUCAGCGUAGCAGGAAAUCACCUUCCGUGAUGAAAUGCGCUCAAAUAAGGGAAAAUAUUGGUGUGAAGCUAGGGGGAAAGAAAAUACACCAAACACAAUGUAAAGAAACAGUGCCUUCUGCUGCUACCCAGCCAACCCCCCCAUUUAAAUCAGGUGUUUGCGAUGCAUAACUAAAUGACGUUACCAUAAUCUCAGUGAAGCUAGCUAGCAGAUCGCGGACCGGAACUACCGUCGGGGUUAAACAAGAGAAGAGUCUAAUUUAGUCUAUUCGUUCGUUGUUAUUCGUAUUUUGUCAGUACGAAUUUUGAGUUUUAUUACCCUAAUCAUCCUACAAAGCGUAAGCUUUUCUAUCGUAUCAAUCCUAACUUUUUGCACACACCUCUUACUAGCACCCUUUUCUAUGUUUACGUUAAGCCUGUCGUCAUUAGAUUGUUGUUAAGGAUUUUUGUUAGCUUUCUUUUUCCUACUAUCCCCACUCUGGUUUUACUCUAUGUGUCUUGUUAAGGAGUACUUUGCGCUAAUGCGUUCAGUUUAGCGCCAGCCUGUUUCAUCCACGAACGAGGCGUUAGCGGAAAGCGAACGGUUUGUCUUAGUUGUACGAUGUUAAGCACAGCGUGUAGUGUUAAUCUGUUUUUUUUUUUUACUAGCUUUAGGCAUCGUUAGUAGCUUGUUAGUGAAUUGUUGGAUAUAUCGUGAGCAGAAGGCAGGGAUACCGUUGCUGUUAUCGGUGUAUCGUGUAUUGCCUUAGGAGAGGAGUAGGUGGUGAGCAGGGUGGUGAUGUAUUCUACUGGCUACUGCUACAUGCGACGUAGUUGAUCUUAACUGACGAAAAGCUUUGAUUUGCAUCCGUGGGGUAUGUAUGGCUCAUGCAUGUUUGUUAAACAAAAUCAAAGAGAGAAUACAAAAAGGCUGUUGUGCUUUGCGGUACACAUCACACUCUAGGUAGGGAAAACACACACAAACACCACAUCAAAUCUUACAAUCGUUAAAUGCCCAGGCUCAUGCUCCCAAGUAGGGUAGCAGCGAGUACGAGAAAAGUACAAUUAGGUUCCGAAAUGUGUUAGACAGGGAAAAACAGUGUAUGGUUGAGAUUUUGCUAUCGUUUAAGUGCGAGUAGAAGAUCAAAAGUAAACGCAUUAAAGGGAGAUGGAUGAAUGUGGGGUGUGGAUUGGGGAGUUUCGUUACUAUUGUAGCGAAAAUUCUCAGCUCCACUCCAAAGCAACAAGUUGUCAGCAACUAA